GCUGUCUUGGCCACAGUGGGUUCUGCCGGUGGAAUCGGGGGGUGAGGGAGGUCAUAGGGGUCCAGACAGGGCAGGGCCUGGGCGUGAGGACAGUGGGCUUCUUUUCUUUUAUUUAUUUUUAGUUGCGGCAUGCAGGAUCUAGUUCCCUGACCAGGGAUCGAACCCGGGACCCCCCCCGCAUUGGAAGCGUGGAGUCUUAACCAUUGGACCGCCAGGGAAGUCCCUGUGCUUCUUUCAAAUGCAAAUAAGGAUGGGGAGGCAGUGUGGCAAAGGAGAGUUGAAAGAGAGGAAAGACAGCCCCUGGUCUGGGUUUUUACAAAGCUCCUCCCUCUGGCCAUGAUACAGAGGUAGCUGGUUUAAAGAAAAACCAGUGCCAGACAGUUCAAGCUGUAAAACCGGAUUGUACUCAGGAGCCAUUGUAAUGGCUCCACUCCUGACACAGUACAGGCAAGCAGGUUCACAGCCAAGGAGCCGGUGGGGUCGGUGGACAGAGAAUCACUAGGAGGAGACGUGAAGGGUGAGGGGGGCGAUUCUGGCUACACUGACUUCGCAGAUUCUUGCUGAGAUCCCCUCGUGUUUCACCCGGCGGCUGGAUUCAAAGAUCUCCUGCCCCUCCCUGUUUCAUUCAUUCCCUCUGCUACCAUUUAGGGAGCCUCUGCCUUUUGUGGACCCACCCUUGUUAGGCACCCGGGACACGUCAGAGAACAAGACACACAUCUGGCCCUGCCUGCCCCGGAGGGAACUCACAGUGUGGAGGGAGGGAAUGGGGAUCCAGAAAGGCUUCCUGGAGGAGGGGACGGAUGUCCAAGCUGACACAGGAUGGCUUAGUCAAAGUUAGCCCAGGGGAGGGGGAUUGGGUAAGAGGAGAGGGGUUCCUGGAAGAGAGAACAGCAUGUACAAAGGCCCUGUGGCAGCAGCUCUGGGUGCUGAGGGACAGGUAAGUGAUGGGUAGGGCAGGGCAUCCUCCCUUCAUAAAGCCUCCUGGAGGUGGAAGCCCAAGGCCAAAGAGAGCCUCCCUCCCUUGGUUGGGGCCAGCAGCCUCCCUUUAUAAAGAUGAGAACAGGUGAGGCACAGAGAGGCAAGGGUGGGGCCCGAGCUCCCCCAGGUGGCAAGUGGCAGAACCGAGAUUCAAAUGCAGGAUUCUUAACCAGGGUUUCUUAAAGUGUGUCCAGUGUGGGUGAGGGUGGUGGUUGCUGAGACCCUUUCAGGGGGUCUUCAAGGUCAAAAUCACACAUGAGCAAAAGAUCCAUUCGAAGUGCAAAGACAGGAACUUCCCUGGAGGACCAGUGGUUAAGACUCUGUGCUCGCAAGGCAGGGGAGCACAGGUUGGACCCCUGGUCAGGGAACUAAGAUCCCACAUGCUGCACAGUGUGGGCAAAAUAAAAAUUAAAAAUUAAAAUAAAAUGAAAAAUAAAACAAAGUGCAAAGAUAGACCAAUGGCCUUUAAUGGAGCAGAGAACGAAAGAGAACAGGCCGCCUUCAUAAAUCUCUACCUGUCCAGUUCGGGUGUAGGACAAAGAAGACUGACUACCCAUGAUGACCUAAAAAGGCUAAAAAUCCUCCUCUCUCUGUGAGAAGCUGGGUUUUCUUCCUAAAUAUCAACCGAGACAACUACGGAAAUGGGGUGAACGACAAGCAGAUGUGAGAAUCCUUCUAAACCAGAUAUUAAAGAGACUUGCAAAAAUGUAGAAUAUCACUCUUUUACCUAAAAAAUUUUUUUUAAUUUCAACAAGAUGAAUUUAUUCUCUGACAGUUCUGGAGCUGAGGAGUCUGACAUGGGUCUCACGGGGCUAAGAUCAAGAUGUGGGCAGGGCUGGUUCCUUCCAGAGGCUACACGGGAGCAUCAGUUCCCGCCUUUUCCAGCUUCUAGAGGUGCCUCAUCCUUGGCUCACAGCCCCAUCCUCCAUCCUCACAGGCAGCAGCGGGGUAUCUUUCUGAACCUUCUGCUGUAGCUACAUGUCCCUUCCCUGUGAUUGUAGCUAGAAAGGUUCUCAGUUUUUUUUGUUGUUGUUAAUUGAGGUGAAAUUCACACAAUAUACAACUAGCCAUUAUUGUAAAGUAUACGAUCCAGUGACAUUUAGUGCGUUCACAAUGCUGUGCAACCAUCACCUCUAAUUCCAGAACAUUCUCAUUGCCCCAGAAGAACACCAUAUAAGUAAUCACUCCCUAUUUUCCCUCUCCCAGCCCCUGACAACCAGGAACCCACUCUCUGUGUCUGUGGAUCUGCCUGUUCUGAACGUUUCCCGUCAACGGAACCACACACUGUGUGUCCUUCUGUGUCUGGCUUCUCUCUUUGAGCAUUGUGUUCUCAAGGUCCACCCAUGUUGUAGCGAGUGUCAGUGCUUCACCCCUUUUCAUGGCCGAAUAAUAUUCCAUGUGUGGAUGGAACACAGUUUGUGUAUCCAUCAUCUGUGGAUGGACACUUGAGUUGUUUCCACUUUUUGGCUCCUGUGAAUUAUGCUGCUAUAAACAUUCAUGUACAAGCUUCUGUGGGGACAUAUGUUUUCAUUUCUCUUGGGUAGACACUUCGAAGUGAAAUUGGGUCAUAAAACCACCAACUGUUUUCCACAGCGACUGUCCCAUUUUCCAUCCCCACCAGCAACACACAGGGUUGCCGUUCCUCCCCAUUCUCACCAACACUGUUUAUCGUCCAUCUCUUUGACUAUGGCCAUCCUAGUAGGCAUGAGUGUUGUCUCACUGUAGUUUUGAUUUGCAUUUCCCUGACACUCAGUGAUGCUGAGCAUCUUUUCAUGUGUUUGUUGCCCAUGAGUAUAUCUUCUUUGAAGAAAUGUCGAUUCCGAUUCUUUGCCAAUUUUUAAAUUGGGUCGUUUGUCUUUUUCUUGUUGACUUGUAAGAGUUCUUUAUAUAUUCUGGCUAGUAACCCCUUACCACAUAUCAAUAUAUGACUUGUGAAAAUUUUCUCCCACAGCCUGCUUUGUCUUUUCACUUUCUUAAUAAUGUCAUUCAAUGCAAAAGACAUUUUUAAUUUGAUCAAGCCCACUCCCUUAAUUUUUAUUUUUAAAAAAUGUUAUUAUUUUUCAUUUAAAAUAUUAUAUUUGGGACUUCCCUGGUGGCGCAGUGGUUAAGAAUCCGCCUGCCAAUGCAGGGGACACAGGUUCGGUCCCUGGUCCAGGAAGAUCCCACAUGUCGUGGAGCAACCGAGCCCGUGUGCCACAACUACUGAGCCCUCAUGCCACAACUACUGAAGUCUGCACGCCUACAGCCCAUGCUCUGCAACAAGAGAAGCCACCGCAAUAAGAAGCACGUGCACCGCAACGAAGAGUAGCUCCCGCUCCACACAACUAGAGAAAGCCCGAGUACAGCAACGAAGACCCAACACAGCCGAACAUAAAUAAAUUAAAUAAAUUAAUUAAAAAUAUAUGUAUUAUGUUUAUGUGACCAUGUAGUGAUCAGUUGUCUUUUUUUUUUUUUUUUUUUUUUUUUUAGUUGCAGCAUGUGGACUCUUAGUUGCGGCAUGCGGGAUCUAGUUCCCCCACCAGGGAUCGAACCCAGGUCCCCAGCACUGGGAUUGUGGAGUCUUACCCACUGGACCACAAGGGAAGACACUGGUUGUCAUUUUUUUAAAGUUAACAAACCUUUAAUUUUUCUCAGUUUUAAUGUAUAACGUGGUAAAUAUUAUCCAUGACGAUAAUCCAUUUAAACAAAAGCUCGCUGCGGCCUCAGUCCUUUUCAAGAGUGGAAAAGGGGUCCUGAAACCAAAAGGUCUCCUCUGGUGGGGAGGCGGGGUGGGGCAUGUGGUCCCAUCUGGUCAGUAAGGGGGCCGGGAUCAGCAGGGCCCUGCCUACCCCACCCCCUAGCUCUUGAGAGGCCUGAAGCCAAACGCAGUGACGCCAGCCCUCAUGUGGGCGCCCGCUGAACAGCCCCUGGUGUCACGCUGAGAUUUCCUGGCGGCCAGGGUCACCAGAACGAAGCCAUGACCAACGGCGGCAAGACCACACUGACCAACAGCCUCCUUAAGUCACUGCCCAACUGCUGUGUGAUCCACCAGGAUGACUUCUUCAAGCCCCAAGACCAAAUAGCAGUUGGGGAGGACGGCUUCAAACAGUGGGACGUGCUGGAGUCCCUGGACAUGGAGGCCAUGCUGAGCACCGUGCAGGCCUGGAUGAGCAGCCCCCGGAAGUUCGCCCGUGCCCACGGGGUCAAUGUCCAGCUGGACGCCUCAGACACCCACAUCCUCAUCCUGGAAGGCUUCCUUCUCUACAGCUACAAGCCCCUGGUGGACUUGUAUAGCCGACGGUACUUCCUGACCGUCCCGUAUGAAGAGUGCAAGUGGAGGAGAAGUGUACCUGGACGGCAUGAAGUCCCGCGAGGAGCUCUUCCACCAAGUCCUGGAAGACAUUCAGAACUCGCUUCUGAACCACUCCUAGGUGUGGCUGGAGAGGAGCGGCCCAGCCCCCAAUGCAGGGACCCAGACACAAUUCCGGCCACAGUACGGCCAGGCUGGCGGCAUCCCAGCCAGACACUGCGUGACCAUUUCCCUUUGGGGAAGUCUGUACAUAUGAGAGUGGAGGCCCCACUCACAGCCCAGCAUCUCAGGGCCCGGGCAUUCUGUCCCAAGAUGCUUCUGUAACCUCGAUGGCGGCUUAUGUAUUAAACCUGAUCCUGUUUUUUAA
Molecule: messenger RNA, 4634 nt
Organism: Physeter macrocephalus (sperm whale)
Lineage: Eukaryota; Metazoa; Chordata; Mammalia; Artiodactyla; Physeteridae
Gene: NMRK2
Product: nicotinamide riboside kinase 2
Exons: 6
Coding region: 3935-4591 (218 amino acids)
Cellular component (GO): cytoplasm
Molecular function (GO): ribosylnicotinamide kinase activity
Source: RefSeq, a predicted model, not a curated record